GAAAAUCAAAGAUCAAUAAACGUUCCUCGAGGAGUUGAAGAACGUUAUCAGUCACUUCAGUUUCUUGGGGAAGGAACUUUUGGAGAUGUUUACAAGGCGAAAGAUCUCGUUGACAAUCAAAUUUAUGCUAUUAAAAAAAUAAAAGUAGAGCAGGGAAACAGAUUUGGUUUAGAUAUCUCUGCUUUGCGGGAAAUAAGGUUGCUGGCCGAACUUCAUCAUGAAAAUAUACUCGGGCUGAUUGACGUAUUUAGCCAUAGCAAAUCUACUCCAGCCGUUAGUCUUGUACUUGAACUAAUGGAAAGUGAUCUAAAAAAGAUUAUAGACAAUCCUUAUAUAACUUUGAGCGGCGGUGAUAUAAAAUCUUUUAUGCUUCAAUCUCUUCUUGGUUUAGAAUAUCUGCACUCAAGAUGGAUCUUACACAGAGAUUUGAAACCUGAUAAUCUCCUCGUGAGUAGUAAAGGUAUUUUAAAACUUGCUGAUUUUGGGCUUGCCAGAGUCUUUGGGACGUUAGAAGGUCACUAUUCUCCAAACGUCGUUACAAGGUGGUAUAGAGCGCCUGAACUGUGUUUCAAAGCGGAUAUUUAUGGGACGGGCGUCGAUAUUUGGUCGCUUGGAUGUGUUUUUUAUGAGUUGAUAAAACGUCAGCCGCUGUUUCCUAGUGAUUCUGAAAUCGGACAGCUGAAAAAAAUUUUCGAUGUUGUGGGUUUUCCCGAUGAAAAUGCUUGGCCUGUUUGUUAUAUAAUAAUAAUAAUAAUUUUUUAA
Zophobas morio is the source of this 762-nucleotide messenger RNA. Its product is annotated as cyclin-dependent kinase 7-like. The transcript has 7 exons. The coding region runs from base 295 to 762 and encodes 155 amino acids. Gene Ontology annotation, cellular component: nucleus. NCBI's taxonomy places the organism in Eukaryota, Metazoa, Arthropoda, Insecta, Coleoptera, Tenebrionidae. Gene Ontology annotation, biological process: protein phosphorylation. The record is from RefSeq and is a predicted model, not a curated record. Gene Ontology annotation, molecular function: protein serine/threonine kinase activity; ATP binding.